Messenger RNA from Pieris rapae (cabbage white), 1474 nucleotides. RefSeq lists its product as uncharacterized. Lineage: Eukaryota; Metazoa; Arthropoda; Insecta; Lepidoptera; Pieridae. The record is from RefSeq and is a predicted model, not a curated record. The transcript is spliced from 5 exons. Bases 172 to 822 code for a protein of 216 amino acids.
AUGAAAACCACUUGUUGUCUACACGGGCAGUGCGCCGACCGCACGCCCUUCUACAACCGCGAAUGUGUAAUCUCUACAUUCGGGUCAAAAUUCGCAAAUGUACUGAAAGUGUGCCGCGACAAUAUUUAAAUUAAAAUUUCAAAUAGUGUAAAUGAACGUUAAUUUUUUAAAAUGUGCUUAAAAAGUUCAUUAGUAUGUUUUUAUGUGGCUAUAAUCACGAGUUGCGUGGUCGGUGAUUGCGGGCCUCGGUUGAAGUAUGCCUGGGGUGAUGCUCUUCAAAGCACAGAUUGUCCAGGGCCAGAUGGUGCACCAUAUCCCAGGCAAAUGGUAAACCGGGCGUUAAAAUCGGGACCCUGGGGUCAGUCUUCACGUCAAGGGCGGGAUAUGAAAACAGUGAAUCCCGGUAUGAUGCGAAGAGCAUUGUUGGAGGCCCAUGAAAAAUACUCCGAGGGACUAAUGCUGGCGCCGACUAAUAGAACAGCUCGCGCAUCGAACCUUCCGGGAUUAGCACCAACUUCUUCGAGCACUUGUGGCGGAACCAGAUUAUGUAAAACCCGUUAUAACACUACAGCACCCAUGUACGGUGUGUCUUUAACAUCUGGUCAACCUGUCACUAUCGUUCAGAAGUUCCCUGAUCUUCUACAGCAAGUCGUCUUUGAAGUUUGCGAGUCCAGCGAAUGCUCGGUUAUCCGUGGUUCGUGUACACAGACAUAUGUUCCCUAUCUAUUUCUCGUAUUGCCAUUGGGGCCUGUGACGCUAACGGGGCAGGACUACGUUCUUGUAGAAUCUGGGUGUGUGUGCAGGCCAGACCCAGUUGUGUAGCGAAUCUAAAUAUUUUGAUGAAAUUGCCAGAACUAUUUGGUUAAUGCAAGUAUUUUUAACUGAUAUAAACGUGGCGAUAGUUUAUAUUCGUUGAUGAAGUUUUAUUAAAAAAAAUUAUUGAUUCACAAUUUACGCUAAAAGAUUUGUACAUUUUAAUUUUUCAUAGAUAAUAGUAGAUGGAUCUUGUCAUACGGUGUAGGUGUUUUAAAUAUUUACGGAAUUCACAUUAUAUUCAGCAGGGCUAUUCUGGAAUCAAUUGGCUGUUGUCUGGUAUGAAACUUAGUAGUGAAGAUGUUGCGAUAUUUGUACGUAGACUUUAAAUUGAAAGGUUAUGUAGGUUGAGAGUAACCCAGCUGUUAAUGAUAAUUAUUUUAGGAGUUUGAAGAGUUUAAAUUUUUUAUUAAAACAUUAAAAGGUUCUGUCGGAUCAUUCAGUAAAAUUAAAAAAAAAUUGUGGGUUAUAAGGAAUCAUUCAUAAUCAUUCUAAUAAGCAAAAUUUUAAAAAGAAAUAUGGUAAAAAGUAUUAAUAUUUAAGUAAGUUCAAAAACGCAUUUAUUAGAAAACUUAAUAAAAUACUUAAUUAGCCUAGGUUUUGUAUAGACUGAAAUUUUAGUAUUUUGUUAAUUUAUUUAGAAAAAUAGAAUUAUAUUUUG